This is a messenger RNA of Hyla sarda, 1863 nucleotides long. RefSeq names its product oocyte zinc finger protein XlCOF7.1-like. Gene Ontology annotation, biological process: regulation of DNA-templated transcription. Lineage: Eukaryota; Metazoa; Chordata; Amphibia; Anura; Hylidae. The coding region runs from base 197 to 1750 and encodes 517 amino acids. The transcript has 7 exons. Gene Ontology annotation, cellular component: nucleus. The record is from RefSeq and is a predicted model, not a curated record.
CAUACACUGAGCAGAUGAGCCUAGAGCAGCAGCCCCUGAUCAUGUGACUCCUCCUCCAUGUGACUGAUCACAUGACGGUGACAUCAUCGCAGGUCCUGUAAGCACACGGAUCCUCUACAGAUACAGGUUUCUCCAAUCCAGGAUCCCCUGCUGAUAUCUUCUAUAUAAGAGAAUUCUCCUGGAUGACCCAUCAACCAUGGAGAGAGACAGGAACAAGAUGGCCGACAGGAUCCUAAACCUCACCUUACAGAUACUCUUCCGGCUUACUGGAGAGGAUUACACAGUAGUGAAGAAGUCCUCUAGUGGGCGCUGUCGGGCCCCUGUGGGUGAAGAAUGGGGAAGAUCCCUGAGUCCAAUCCCGGGGCCCCCACCUCACUCCCUGAUACAUGAGGAAAUGGGUGAAAUGAAGAUUCUAGAACUUAUCAACAAGAUGAUGGAGCUGCUGACUAGAGAGGUUCCUAUAAGGUGUCAGGACGUGGCGGUCUAUUUCUCCAUGGAGGAGUGGGAGUAUGUAGAAGGACACAAGGAUCAGUACAAGGAUCAGGUCAUGAUGGAGGAUCAGCAGCCCCUCACAUCACCAGUCAGAUCCAGUAAGAGAACAGCACCAGAGAGGUGUCCCCGUCCUCUUCUUCCACAGGAUGAUCAGGGAGAAGAUCCAAACAAUAUUAAUGCUCCAGAGACAGAUGUGAGCGGUGAUGAGCAGUAUAAGGAGGACAUUCCUACAGGGAAAGAUCUGAUCUGUAUUAAAGCUACAGACAUAAAAGAAGAGACAGAUGUGAGCGGUGAUGAGCAGUAUAAGGAGGACAUUCCUACAGCGAAAGAUCUGAUCUAUAUUAAUGCUACAGACAUAAAGGAAGAAGAAGAGACAGAUGUGAGCGGUGAUGAGCAGUAUAAGGAGGACAUUCCUACAGGUAACCGCCCAGAUUCUUGUAGCAGGAGAUCAGAGGAGAAUCUUAUAUCUUCAGAUUAUAAAGCAGAUGAUGAUAUCACACAAGAUACAUAUGAAGAACAUUCCAUUAUCCCAGAUACACCCUCAGCCCUUCACAGCCAAGAUCUGUCAUCUCAUCCUUAUAUACAGGUCCUGUCUUCUCAGUCAUCACAGGAUGUUCAGCAAAAUAAAAGCCACAGAAGGGGUGCUGGACAUCAACAAGCUCAUACAGUAUUUAAACUAUAUUCAUGCUUAGAAUGUGGGAAAUGUUAUAUUUCUAAAUCAGAGUUUGUUGUACAUCAAAGAACUCACACAGGAGAGAAGCCAUUUUUAUGCUCAGAAUGUGGGAAAUGUUUUACUUCUAAAUCAGUUCUUGUUAAACAUAAAAAAACUCACACAGAAGAGAAGCCGUUUUCAUGUUCAGAAUGUGGGAAAUGUUUUACUUUUAAAUCACAUCUUGUUAGACAUCAAAUAACUCACACAGGAGAGAAGCCAUUUUCAUGUGCAGAAUGUGGGAAAUGUUUUACUCUCAAACCAAAUCUUUAUAAACAUCAAAUAACUCACACAGGAGAGAAGCCAUUUUCAUGUUCAGAAUGUGGUAAAUGUUAUACUGAGAAAGCAAAUCUUGUUUACCAUCAAAGAACUCACACAGGGGAGAAGCCAUUCUCAUGUGCAGAGUGUGGAAAAUGUUUUGCUAAGAAAUCAAUUCUUGGUGAACAUAAACGAACUCACACAGGGGAGAAGCCAUUUCCAUGUGCAGAAUGUGGGAAAUGUUUUACUCAGAAAUCAAGUCUUGUUAAACAUAAAAUAACUCACACAUGAGAGAAGUCAAUUCAGAGCAGUAAAUGAUGCAGAUAACACAUCUAUAUAUUCACCAUGUACAUAGGAUAUCUGACAUUUAUACAUAUAUCAUAUACUGCAUCUCCAGACUUGUU